Mus pahari (shrew mouse) is the source of this 2007-nucleotide messenger RNA. RefSeq names its product thioredoxin like 4B (gene Txnl4b). The record is from RefSeq and is a predicted model, not a curated record. Bases 156 to 605 code for a protein of 149 amino acids. Lineage: Eukaryota; Metazoa; Chordata; Mammalia; Rodentia; Muridae. The transcript has 4 exons. Gene Ontology annotation, biological process: mRNA splicing, via spliceosome. Gene Ontology annotation, cellular component: spliceosomal complex; U4/U6 x U5 tri-snRNP complex; U5 snRNP.
GGCACGUUCAUUUUCUGCGUCCGUGUUUCUCACUUCCGCUUGUGAGGAUUUCAGGUCGGAGGGAGCAUUUCUAAGGCUACAGCCCAGGACUUUAUCUCAGCAGCCUUUGGACACUGCAGAAUUGAUAGUGUGGACUAGCAUUGGACUUUUUCAAGAUGAGCUUCCUCUUACCCAAACUGACCAGCAAGAAAGAAGUAGACCAGGCGAUCAAAAGCACUGCGGAGAAGGUGUUGGUUCUCAGGUUUGGGAGGGAUGAGGACCCCGUCUGUCUGCAGCUGGAUGAUAUUCUCUCAAAGACUUCAGCUGACCUGAGUAAAAUGGCUGCUAUUUACCUGGUGGACGUGGACCACACGCCGGUUUACACACAGUAUUUUGACAUCAGUUACAUUCCCUCUACCGUAUUUUUCUUCAAUGGACAGCACAUGAAGGUGGAUUAUGGGUCUCCAGAUCACACUAAAUUCGUAGGAAGCUUCAAAACCAAACAAGACUUCAUAGAUUUGAUUGAAGUCAUCUACCGGGGAGCGAUGAGGGGGAAACUUAUUGUCCAGAGUCCUAUUGAUCCCAAGAACAUACCCAAAUAUGACCUCCUCUAUCAAGACAUUUAACACACUCACUGCUGUUGGAGAUGAGAGAAGCACAGGUUGAAACAGGGCCUGAACCCAGAGGGCCUGUGGUCUGGAGUCCCUCAGAGACAUGUUCACCGCCUGAGGAAAGAGGUUUGCGGUGUCUAUAAUCAACAGCCCCUUUGCAGCAGCCCCAGCGCUCCAAGAAUCGGGAUGCCCGAGCGUCCCUUCCCUGAGAGCCUCACAGGAGUGAGGUGAGAGUCCGAGUGCUGCCUGUUUGUGACUUCCCUUUAUCUUGACUUUUCCUCACCCCUUAAGGUCAAGCACCAUCCUAGAAGUGCUCAGUUAGCCAUGUGUGCACAUCCUCCCCCAUGUCUCUGUUCACUUGCGCCCCCUGCUCCCUCCUAUCCCAGCUUCUCUUGGGCUAACUAAUAAUUAGGUGCAGGCGAGUUCAUUGUUUCCUCAAAGACUGAAAGCAGUACCCUGUCCACUGUUUAUAGCCAUCAGGCCAUUAAUUGCCAGGAGAAAAAUGUGACUCUUUCCCAUCCAGCACAGUUUGAGCUAAACAACAAGUUUGGGAAAUAAGGGACCGAACUCCCCAGAAAGCACUGCCACCACCUAUUACCUCAAGGACUAAAGACCAAAAGGAUGUCAGAUUGCUAAGGGGGAAACGCCUUGAGGGGUUUGCAAUUCAUCCAAGGGCUUUUGAAGAAUGUGACCCAACCUCAGGAAACUUGUGUUUCUCCUAAGCCUUAUGAGAGUGGUUGUCCCUGUCAUUCUGGAAUGAGAGAGCAGGCACAGAGCUGGGCAGCAAGGAACUUGUUGCCAGCAGAGGCCCAGGUGUGCAGGAGCCCCCCCCCCCCCCACACACACACACACACAUCGGCUGCUUAUUUCUAAGCUUGGCCUCUAGGGGAAAGUGAAACCCUGGCCUGGUUCUCACAGACGGGGCACAGAAAGAAGGUUGUUUGGGUUUUCUGUGUCCUCUGCCCAGAGCCGAGAGAUGCUUCAGGGAUGGCCAGAGAACCCCUUCCCAUCAUCUCCUUAGGAUGCUCGGGGCUAUAGCAGCGCCCCCCCACACACACACACACACCCACACCCACACCCACACAUGGAUGAAAACUUUGAGAUUCUAAGAGUCAGAUCCCUAAGCUACUGAAGUUCUAGGUGUACGAUAAACGAUCCUCCACACCCCUAGGGUGGAAUAAAAGGUCUGUCCAGCUCACUGUCGGCCGGGUCUUCUGUCCGUCAAGCUAGGCACUCAGGUGCAAGCAAGAGCUCAAAUCUUGCACAGGGCAAAUACCAUCGGCUUCCUUCCUUAGGGGUAGGUGAGGAUUGGGUGGGAGGGGCUGUAGUCUGGAUUCAUGUUUUAGCUCCUAUGUUGGUUACUUGCCCUUCCACAGUCCUUAUUAAACAUGUGUUGUAUACCCUGUCCAGUACUAGA